CAACAGUUACGGCUGUGUUCCGCUGACUAUUGUUUAAGUAGUUGAAGCACAAAAAAGCUGCCCCACGUUAUGCAUCCGUCUUGAUGCUUUCAAUUCCAUCAUCAAACCUCUCUUCUCUUUGAGAUCUGCAAGUCUCUUCUUGUUUUCCCCCUUCCUUAUUUCUUUCACUGUUCAUUUCACGUGUUCUUUGCUCCCCCAAAGUACACUAUUUUUGUCCUUUUUUAUAUCACCUUUCUCUUCAUUUGAUUUCAUCAAUUUGCAGCUUUAUUAAUUCCUAUUCUAGGUAUCUAUUUUCCCUCUAUUUGUUCUUGCUUCUUUCAGGUCUGAUUGAGAAUAUUAUUUUUGGUACUCAUAUUUUAAAUCUAAUCUUCAUAGUCAUCCUGUUUUUGGCUGAUUGAAAUGCAAAAAUGGUGAAAAAGGGAAAAAUUGCUCUAUAUCGAGGGAGAUUGGACGAAACACUAGCAUCUGAUGAUCUAACGGAUGCGAAAAAACUAAGAAAUUUAGUUAAACAUCAUAUUUUACAAUCAUCAGAUAAUAAAACAUCAGAAUAUAUUGAUAGUAUUACAGAUAAAAGAACCCCAGAAGUAUCGAAUUUUCUUGAGAUGCUGAGGAGUGCAUCUGAAAAUUAUAAUGCUUCAUCACAUGAGACUCAUCAUGCUACUUGGAAAUUGAAACAGGAUAACGAAGAUUUUCGUGUCAUGUACCGAGAGGGACCCGUAGGUUCUCCAUUUCAUUCACUACUUGUCGAAGGUUAUAUAGAUGCUCCUAUGGAUGCUUGUUUAUGUGUUUCCUGGGAAUCAGCCCUCUAUCCACGAUGGUUUCCUGAAACAUUAGUUCCAACGUUCAAAGUUGCAGAAGCAAAGAGUUUACAGAAGGUCCGGAUUGGUGAACAGAUAUCUUUAGUGAGGGUGAAGCUUUCGUGGCCAUUGUCAACUCGAGAGGCUCUUCUCCACUAUUUUGAGUUUGAGUACUUGGAAGGUGAUCUUCUUGUUGUACUCUUAAACACGAUUCCUGAUCCGGACAACAUUCAAAUGGAAACACAUGGCUUCACCAAUGACGGAAUACCGAAAGCUGAUAAUACCGUAAGGAUCGACAUAGUUGGAGGUUUUGCCUUGCAGAAAGUGACAGAAAACAGGAGUUACUUUAGGACAAUAGGUAACUUGGACGUAAAACUGGACUUUGUUCCUCCAUCGCUUAUAAAUUUCAUAUCAAGACAGUUGAUAGGCAGUGGUUUCAGGUUCUAUAAAAAGACAGUUGCUUCUGUUUCUAAUGGAGAUGAAGAUUUUUCUAAGGCCUUGAAUGAUCCGCUUUACAGUCGAAUAAGAGAAGCUGUCUACUCAAUUAAUAACUCAGAAGGGAAUCCCAAAACACAAAUCAUUAAAGACAACGAGUUCAUCAAUACAGAGCAAAAAAUAAACGCGCAGAGUGCUUUUAGAAAUGACGAUGAGAAGGUUGAUGGAAAUGAUCAUGUUAACAAAUUUUCGAUAGACUGCAAACAGAUUAGUAACGAGAUUGAGGAAGAAAACGUCAAAGAAAGCAAGGACCAAGUUAACGGAUACUUAUUGAAACACAAACCCGCUUCUGAAAUCGAGGAAGAAGAUUAUAAAGGAAGCGAUAAUGAUAUAGUGAAUAGUAAGGAAGAUGUGAAGGGAGGAUGCAAUUCAAACGAUCAACCUCCAGUAGUUUGUAACUUCCAUAAGGAUCCGUCGGUGCCUAUAAGUCCGCAAGUUGAGAAAGCUCUCGGUGCUUUGGAUAAAAUGAUCAGUGUCGUCAAAGAAAAGAGACUCAAACGUCAGAGUUGUAGCCAAUCUGGCCAUGAUAUAGAAGGGGGCAAGGCGUUAUCAACCAUGGGUAAACUCGUGAAAUUGGUAGAUACGCAUGGUACAUUGAUGGAAGAAAUUGUAGCGAAUGGCGUCAACGAUGAUGCUUUGAGGUCAGAAAAAACGUAUUUCCAAACCCAGGAAGCAAAUUCGUAUGUGGUAACUCCCGAACAAAAUCCGCCUAACGGAAAUAGUCCGUUAAACCUUGAAGCUAAUGGCAUUCAUGAGAACAGCAAGAAGACUGGGCAAGCAAGAAAGUGGAGAUUAUGUUGCUUUCAUCUUGUUCCUGGGAGACUGGUCUCAUAAUAGCAACUAAGACAACAUCAAGGUGGUGAUUUUGUCAUUAUAAGUAUUUAUUUAACAAAGAAUGUGUCAUUAAUUGAGUUAAAAUAGUAAUAAUAUCUUGAGAAUUAUCCACAAAAUAUGCACAAUUGUAUUUUUAAUAUUGACGUAGAGAAAUAGUCCAUAGAGUUUUUUGUUUUUAUAAAUAAUUUGUUUGUAAGGAUGUAAAUGAGAUAAUACUUUGACAUCCACUUGUAUUCUUUUGAUGUAAUAAAGGGUAUGUCUUUGCAUUCA
Messenger RNA from Amaranthus tricolor (Joseph's coat), 2396 nucleotides. RefSeq lists its product as uncharacterized. The record is from RefSeq and is a predicted model, not a curated record. NCBI's taxonomy places the organism in Eukaryota, Viridiplantae, Streptophyta, Magnoliopsida, Caryophyllales, Amaranthaceae. Bases 408 to 2126 code for a protein of 572 amino acids. The transcript has 11 exons.